UUCAACAAGGCUGUGCCCCCUUCCCCUCAAAUAUAAAAUUAAAAUCCUUUUCCCUCCCUUUAAUUACCACCACCGCAUUCUCUGCCUUAAUCCUUCAAUCCCCAUUCCGCUUUCAUCCACACAACUCCAUUUUCGCUGUCUGAACCACAUCCAGCUAUAUCCGAUUCCUCCGCCUUCCGAUCCCUUCCGCCGGCGUUUCAACCCCCCGCGCUCUCUCUCCCCCCCCCGAAAUGCCCGGCGGCGGAGGCGGAGCCGGAGCCGCCCUACUCCCCGACCACGCCACUCCAACCGCGGGGCUCCUCCUCCAGCUCGUCCGAGACAUCACUCUCGCCGGAGGAAGCGGGAGCGCUUCCACCGCCGCCGCCGCUGCUCCGUCGUCGACGUUCAGGAAGGAUUCCACGGAUCUGGUGCGGAGGAUCUCACUGCUCGCGCACUUCCUCGAGGAGAUUGCGGAUUUCGUCGGCGAAUCUGGACCGUUGGAUUGCGACGCCGCCGCUUCCUCUUCGUCGGCCAGUUGGUGCUCCGCGCUGCUCGCUGCUCUUCAGUCGGCUAAGCGGUUGUUGCUGGUUUCCGGCGGCUCCAAAUCCUCUAACCGCUCUGAUGGAGCUCACCGCAAAAUCGCUCUUCAGUUCCAAUCCGUAACGUGCAAGCUCGAGAAGGCUUUGGCUGAUAUCCCUUUCGAUCGCUUCAAUAUCUCAGAGGAAGUACAAGAACAGGUUGCAUUGGUGAGAUCACAGCUGCAGAGAGCCUCCGAGAGAUACAGGUUCGUGAAUGCGGAGACGAUCUCUCCCGCCGCCGCACCAUCAGCCCAACAACCUCUAGGCAGAGAGAUUGAUCCUGCACAAAGGGCCAGCAGCAACGGUAGCAGAUUGAAUCGGAGCUGGAAGAUUGAGAAUGUUGGGAGUGUCAAUCGUGAUUCCGCCGCAGCGACGGUGGCAGUGGAAAGCAACGAUGCCGACCAGGUUCAGGCAGGAGAGCUGACUGAAGAAGCUGCUGCAGGGGAGGAGGGAGAGAAGAAGAAGGCUAAUAGCUCAGGUAUAAAGAGUCUCGAGGACUUGAAGAAGGCCGAUGCUCCCACCAUCCCUGACGAUUUCCUCUGUCCCAUCUCCUUGGAGCUAAUGAGAGAUCCAGUCAUCGUUGCCACAGGCCAGACGUACGAGAGGUCCUUCAUCCAGAGAUGGGUCGACGCAGGCAACAUGACCUGCCCCAAAACCCAGCAGAAGCUCGAGCACUCGACGCUGACGCCCAACUACGUCCUACGAAGCCUGAUAGCGCAGUGGUGCACGAAGCACAACAUCGAGCAGCCGACGGGGUUCACAAACGGGAGAAUCAAGAAGGGCAUCCGCGGCUGCGACGUGAGUGGGGAUAUCGCCGCAGUUCAAGCACUGGUGCGCAAGCUGUCGAGCCGGUCCCUCGACGAGCGUCGAGCAGCAGUCCACGAGAUCCGAACCCUAUCCAAGCGGAGCACGGACAACAGAAUCCUAAUCGCGGAAGCAGGUGCCAUCCCUGUCCUCGUCGGGCUCUUAACCGCCGAGGACGUCGUCAUCCAGGAGAAUGCAGUCACCUCGAUCUUGAACCUCUCAAUCUACGAGAACAACAAGGGUCUGAUCAUGCUGGCGGGAGCAAUCCCUUCCAUAGUCCAGGUCCUUCGAGCCGGCAGCGUAGAAGCCAAAGAAAACGCUGCAGCAACGGUAUUCAGUCUAUCCCUCGGCGACGAGAACAAGAUCAUAAUCGGAGCAUCGGGCGCGAUUCCAGCUUUAGUCGAGCUCCUGGAGCACGGGAGCAGCAGCAGGGGGAGGAAAGAUGCUGCAUCUGCAUUGUUCAACCUGUGCAUCUACCAGGGGAACAAAGGGAGGGCGGUUCGCGCAGGGAUCGUCCCCGCGCUGCUACGAAUGCUGAGGGAUCACUCGCGAGGAGGAGGAGGCGGAGGCGCGAUGGUGGACGAGGCGCUGACGAUCCUGUCGGUUCUGUCGAGCAACGUCGAGGCGAAGGCGGCGAUCGUGAAGGCGAGCACGAUCCCCGUGCUGAUCGAUCUGUUGAGGACCGGGCAGGGGAGAGGGAAGGAGAAUGCGGCGUCGAUCCUGCUGUCGCUGUGCAAGAGGGAUGCGGAGAAUCUGGGUUGCCUGAGCCGGCUGGGAGCUGUGAUUCCGUUGACUGAGCUGGCGAAGAGCGGGACGGAGAGGGCGAAGAGGAAGGCGGGGUCGUUGCUGGAGCAUAUUCGGAAGCUGCAUCCCCACUAACGUUUGAAGUUUGAAGGUAACAACAGCUAACUCCAGAGUGGAGGAAGGAACAAUUUACUUGGAUUUAAUUAAUUGAUUUUUAUUUUAUUUCGUUUCUUUUUUUAUUUAUUGAUUCCUGAUUAUUUGACAACGAGGAUGGAGAUGGGGGAAAUCGCAAAAAAAGGCGGUUUUCUCGGUGUAUUUAUUUAAUUUUAUGUAAUUGUAUAAUUGAUUGUAAUCUCUGCUCUUCCUGUCCACCCCACGUUCAUGAGUGGCUAUUGUAGAAACUAGAAAGAAAGGAAGGAAAGGAGAGAUACCCAUAAUAAUAUGUUUGGCAUCUGAAUGAAAAGAAGAGAAUCAUCUGGCCAAAAGACAGAUAGAUUGAUUCCCCCCCAACUAUGGAUAUGUUUUUCUCUUUUUUUGCUGUUACGUUUUGAUUGUUGUGGGCUUUGUGGCUGGGAUUGUCCGUGGUCGUUUGCACUGAGGGAUUUCGAUGCUAAAUUCGGUU
Molecule: messenger RNA, 2727 nt
Organism: Linum tenue
Lineage: Eukaryota; Viridiplantae; Streptophyta; Magnoliopsida; Malpighiales; Linaceae
Source: the annotation of a GenBank genome assembly